This is a messenger RNA of Fundulus heteroclitus (mummichog), 1002 nucleotides long. Its product is annotated as metabotropic glutamate receptor 5-like. Lineage: Eukaryota; Metazoa; Chordata; Actinopteri; Cyprinodontiformes; Fundulidae. Gene Ontology annotation, cellular component: postsynaptic density membrane. Gene Ontology annotation, biological process: G protein-coupled glutamate receptor signaling pathway; trans-synaptic signaling by endocannabinoid, modulating synaptic transmission; regulation of synaptic transmission, glutamatergic. The transcript has 3 exons. Gene Ontology annotation, molecular function: adenylate cyclase inhibiting G protein-coupled glutamate receptor activity; G protein-coupled receptor activity involved in regulation of postsynaptic membrane potential. The record is from RefSeq and is a predicted model, not a curated record. The annotation marks the transcript as partial.
GUUAAGAUUUGAGAGAAAUGAAGCUAGAGUGAAAAGAUAAAAGGUAAUUUAUUCACCGGAGAGGUACUGAGUGUCCCUGCUGUGGCUUUCUGACUGGAAUCAGUUUGUCGCACUUUUUUUUUUUCCUGCCGUCGGAACUUGCGCUAACCUCUGGGUUUGAUCAUGACUCCCCAAAAAAGGUUUCUGGGAAGAUGUCUUUCAUUGGCCUGUUCCAGGGGAGACCAGCGCAGCCUUGUCACUGGGGGAUCCUGGAGUCGUUUCAACCAUCAGUGAAACUUUUUUCAGACUUUCUCCUGAAUUUUCCAGAUUGCACAGCUACAGCUGUCCCCAUGACACACAAGCAGCCGUCAAAAAGCAAGUUGGAAAGGGAGAAUACUAAAAUGACUUUUGUUUCAAGCCUUCCACUGCGCCACCAGCUCUUGAGAUGGUCAGCCAAGCCGUUUGUCGCACAGUAGUACCCUGUGACACUUCUGCGCAUACAAUCUGAGAUCUGCCUGUGCUUUAUUACCUCGGUCUACCAUGAUGAUGCUUUGGCUUCUGCUGCUUCUGUCGAUUUGGGUGUGGUGUGAAGGAUCUGACUCCAGUGAACGGAGAAUUGUGGCACACAUGCCCGGAGACAUCAUCAUAGGAGCUUUGUUUUCUGUCCAUCACCAGCCUACUGCUGAUAAGGUUCAUGAACGCAAGUGUGGCGAAGUGCGUGAGCAGUACGGCAUCCAGAGGGUGGAGGCCAUGAUGCUGACGCUGGACCGAAUCAACGCUGACCAAAACAUCCUUCCCAACAUUACUCUGGGCUGCGAGAUCCGGGACUCCUGUUGGCACUCUGCUGUGGCUCUGGAGCAGAGCAUCGAGUUCAUAAGGGAUUCUCUGGUGUCUUCUGAUGAAUCUGAGGACUGGGGUGGUGUGACCUCUUGGGGAGGAGGAGGAGGAGGAGGUGGAGGAGGAGGAGGUGGCGGAGGGGCAGCAACCAUGAAGUGUGCAGACCCAUCUGCUACUCCGAUGCGG